AAAUUAUUGUAAACAAAACAAAAAAAAUUCUAUAAACCACAAAAAUUAAAAAUUUACUAGGUUCUACUGUAAUAAAAUAAACUUUUUCAUCAUGUCUUAUAUGCUGACACAUUUACACAACGGAUGGCAAGUCGAUCAAGCUAUAUUGAGUGAAGAAGACAGAAUAGUCGUCAUACGAUUUGGACACGAUUGGGAUCCUACAUGCAUGAAAAUGGAUGAAGUGCUGUACAGUAUUGCUGAAAAAGUGAAAAACUUUGCAGUCAUUUAUCUUGUGGACACAACAGCCGUUCCAGAUUUCAAUAAAAUGUACGAAUUAUACGACCCGUGUACAGUCAUGUUCUUCUUUAGAAAUAAGCACAUCAUGAUAGAUUUAGGAACAGGAAACAACAACAAAAUCAAUUGGGCACUGGAGGAUAAGCAAGAGAUGAUAGAUAUUGUUGAAACUGUUUAUAGAGGCGCGCGAAAAGGUCGUGGUUUAGUUGUUUCUCCAAAGGAUUACUCGACAAAAUAUCGAUAUUAAAUAAAUCUUAGUUUUAAUAUAAUUAAUAAAAACAUUUUCUC
Chironomus riparius is the source of this 561-nucleotide messenger RNA. Lineage: Eukaryota; Metazoa; Arthropoda; Insecta; Diptera; Chironomidae. The record is from the annotation of a GenBank genome assembly.